Didymosphaeria variabile is the source of this 1008-nucleotide messenger RNA. RefSeq lists its product as uncharacterized. Lineage: Eukaryota; Fungi; Ascomycota; Dothideomycetes; Pleosporales; Didymosphaeriaceae. Gene Ontology annotation, biological process: DNA-templated transcription. The transcript is spliced from 2 exons. The coding region runs from base 1 to 1008 and encodes 335 amino acids. The record is from RefSeq and is a predicted model, not a curated record. Gene Ontology annotation, molecular function: zinc ion binding; DNA binding.
AUGGAUGCCAUUUCUAAAACACUGGACUUCAAUACGAUAGACAUUCCGACUGUUUUUACGAUAUCUGAGGAUCAGCAGACCCGGUCCGAAGAAACUUCAUCGAAUCCUUCCGUCCAGCCGGUCGCAUUUAAAUAUGAUUGGCUCAUCGACCUCUACUACCGCGAUAUUCAUCCGGCGCACCCGUUUGUGCUACCACGGAGAAUGUACCUGGAAGACCGGAAUGUGUUGCCUGUGUAUUUGAAGACAGCCAUGGCUUUCAUGGCUAGUCACCUGUCCGGAAGCUUCGAAGGCCUCUGCGAGGAAGCGGCAGAUCAAAUGUUCAAUUCAAAUGUACCAGACGAUAUUUUCAAGGUUCAGGCUUUGUUACUGCUUACUCUAGCCUCGUUUGCCCGCUUCGAGCGUGAUCGUGGUAAUAAAGCGUUGACCGAAGCCUGCACGCUGGCGUCCAGUAUCGGUCUCAGCACAAAUGUCUCCGGUGAGGGCCAAAGUGCUAUUCAUCAGGAAAGCUGGCGGAGAACCUACUGGGAGCUGUACACAAUUACCGGGCUGCUCUCACUCAUUACUGGCAAGAAUGUUCGAACAAACUGUCUCGAGGGCCUGUCACUUCCAGGACAUUGUCAAGAAUAUGACGAGUGCCACGUCUCCGAGCGCAAAGACUUGCGCACAAUGGGUUUCCGCAUGUCACUAGAAGACGGCUUCAAGUGGUCUUCCUUCGCUUACAAGGUUGAAGCUACGCGCAUAUUGAAUAGUAUUCUCGAACGGGGAGAACCAGAUGGAGCGUUGUCAGACGCAGAAAUGCAAGCACUCAGUGCUUCCAUAACCGGAUUUUUAUUUUCUCUACCCGAAGACAAGCGGACUCCUAUAACCGACAAUGGUGGUAACGACGAGGUCAUGUCGUAUGAACCAUGGUUUGAUGAGCUCACUAGCCAGUACAUGCCACCAACAAUGGACCUGUUCAAUUUCAUGGGCCCGUCUCUCGACUCGUUCAAUUUUCUCUAUCAGCAAUAA